Messenger RNA from Eremothecium cymbalariae DBVPG#7215, 1698 nucleotides. RefSeq lists its product as uncharacterized. The coding region runs from base 1 to 1698 and encodes 565 amino acids. The record is from RefSeq and is a predicted model, not a curated record. The transcript has a single exon. Lineage: Eukaryota; Fungi; Ascomycota; Saccharomycetes; Saccharomycetales; Saccharomycetaceae.
AUGAAAGAUGCUAUUGAUUUAAUUCAACUAUGGUUUCACCAGGCAAAUAGAGCAGCGAUUAGAACAGGUGCGUAUUUCAUUCUGUCGGAAAAUAAUUCAGAUCUGUUUAGAAAAUCAAAAUAUGAACAUGAACAUGAUCUAUUAAUUAUACAGUUUAGUGGGAUGGAGUGGGUGGGUUGGCAAGUUGCGUUUGAUGAGCCUAAUCUUAAGGUUCUCGAAUGUUAUAUAUCUGGUCCAAGGCUGACUCUGGCGUCUGCAAACUCGACUGAUAGAAGUGCCGUGGGUAGCGGUAAUGCUGGAGCUGGUAGGGUUGAUCCGUCAUAUAUGCAUUCUACUUCAUCUGUUAUUUCAUCUGCAAUUUCGAAUUCUUCUGCCCAUUCAUCUCUGAAAACAUCAGAAAAGUUUAUGUCUGAGAGUACCCCACGCCCCACUGAAUUUGAUGAACCAGUAAAUACCAAUACGGAAACUCUAAAAGAUAUCAUGGAUAGGGAUUUUGAACGAACGCUGACUUAUAGUUCGAUGAGGCCGGUUGAUUUGGCGGAACUUUCACCCGGUAGGUUUUUGAAUAGUGAGAGUGAUGAUGGAGAUGAUACAAGUUCGAGCUCGAGCUCGAGUUCUCUGAGUAUUACUUCUUCGAGGAUUGGUAGUUCUAGGAAUGCUAAGAUAUCUCAAGCUUUGCAUAAUGUUACAUCGGGAAUAUCGGGGUUGUUCAAGAAGCGUGGGCAUAAUGCAGGUAAUACAACUGCCUCAGAAGAUUCAACGCACUUAAACUCUCCAGAUCCGGAUAGUAAUAUUGAUUCUGAUAACAGUGAUGUUUAUUCAUCGUACUCUAGAGGUAACUCUGCGCUACCCUAUCUAGGCACACAGGAAUUGUCCCCGAUACAUCGGCUUACCCGCCAUUCGGUACAAGGAAUUGGUCCAGCUGAGCGUUAUCCAGAUGAAGAACCACAAGAGAUGAAGAAUUUUGCUGUAAUUAACAGGUGGUUGGAACAAUAUUACUCCAAGACCUUGAGAAACUAUGAAAGGAUUAAUGCUAAUAUGGAUUCACUGAUAAAUCCUUCGACCGACGAAAAAACCUCUCAAAAGACGGGAAGUAGGGAUUUCCACGUUUUCUCAUCAGCUGAUAUACAAAUCAAGUUGCCCUUUCAGGAUAACUCUUUUCCGGCUGUAUUUUGUCCCGGUUUAUGGUAUUCACUACUGUUUUCGCAGUGGACUCCAUUCUUGCGAGAGCUGAUGCGGUGCAUGAUCCCAGGCGCACCAAUUACCACACUAAUGUAUGACUUCAAUAUAUCAAAUAUAUGUCAAGAUGAAUCUGCUCAUCAAUUUUCAACUACCUUAGAAUUGAAGAAGAUAUUUCAAGCCAUUCGUUUUGAAGCCAUUAAAAGAGGUCAACAAAUUUUCCCCAUGAGAAACCUUUGUCCCCUGUUUAAACAACUGGGAUUUCAAAAUGUUAAAUACACCGUGCUCAGCUUGAAGAGGGGUGACUAUUUACACGAUAUUGGGUUCUUAAACGAAUACUUAUCUACAUUUCAUUAUGACUUUUUGGUUCGUACCUUUUUGUCAGACCCAAGCAAACUGCCUCCAGGAACUGACCCAUAUUCUUUGCCGAAGCGUUUCAUGGAAGAACAUAUGGGUAAGGUUGAUGAUAAUGCUGGUUGUUUACGUGGAAUAAUAAUCUCUGCUGAAAAGCCAUUGUAA